Messenger RNA from Platichthys flesus (European flounder), 1937 nucleotides. RefSeq names its product 5-hydroxytryptamine receptor 3A-like. Gene Ontology annotation, molecular function: neurotransmitter receptor activity; extracellular ligand-gated monoatomic ion channel activity; transmembrane signaling receptor activity. Gene Ontology annotation, biological process: chemical synaptic transmission; regulation of membrane potential; signal transduction. Bases 1 to 1419 code for a protein of 472 amino acids. Gene Ontology annotation, cellular component: membrane; synapse; neuron projection. Lineage: Eukaryota; Metazoa; Chordata; Actinopteri; Pleuronectiformes; Pleuronectidae. The transcript is spliced from 12 exons. The record is from RefSeq and is a predicted model, not a curated record.
AUGACCCUAACAAGGUUAGAACGUCAACCCAAAGACAAGCUGGGUGGAUCGGUCAUGAUGCUCUUCGGUUCUCUUCUCCUGCUCGUCUUCCUCACGGACGACGUGCGCCCGGAGGAGAACUGCAGUUACCAGGACGUGUUGAACUACCUGAACAUGAGCAGCACCAACGAGCGCUUCUCCAUGAGCCGGCCUGUGAAAAACUACAGACACACCACCCCGGUGUACCUGGAGGUCGUGCUCUACGCCAUUCUAGAUGUGGUUGAGAAAGAGCAGAAGUUCAUCCCUUACGUUUGGACUGUCAUGCGCUGGCACAACGAAUACAUAUCCUGGGAUCCGAAUCAGUUUUGUGGAAUUGACAAUGUUUCACUGCCCACUGAACUUUUGUGGAAGCCAGAUCUAACUAUUGUAGAAAUGACCGAGAAGGACAAAGCUCCUCCCAGUCCGUAUCUCACCAUCAACGCUGAAGGUGACGUGGAGGUUCAGAACGUCCAGAUGUUAGUUAGCACCUGCAGGAUGCAAAUCUACAAGUUCCCCUUCGACAUCCAGACCUGCAACCUCACCUUCCAGUCGGUCAUACACGCCGCUAAGGACAUUCGGCUGCGAGCCAGUGACAACUCCUCAGAGGCCACUGAAGAGUCUCGGGAGGCGAUGCUGACGCAGUACGAAUGGUUGUUUAUCAACAUGACGGUCACACCCAGAAACUCCACAGAUCCCCUCAUCCAAGAUGUCCUUGUUUACACUAUCAAAAUGAAGAGGAGGUCAGCCCUCUAUAUCAUCAACUUCAUCCUCCCCAUCCUCUUCUUCCUCUCUCUGGACUUGGCUUCCUUCCUGAUGUCAGACACUAGCGGCGAGAAGCUGGGCUUCAAGGUCACCGUGCUUCUCGCCGUCACCGUGCUCCAACUCAUUCUCAAUGACAUCCUGCCUUCGUCGUCAGACAGGAUCCCGCUCAUAGCAGUUUACUGCAUCGGGAUCUUUACUCUGAUGAUGCUCAGCCUCCUGGAGACGAUUGUGCUGAUGUAUCUGAUUGAGAAAGACUCGGCGCCACAAGACAACGAGAAAAACAGAAGUCUGAAGAACAAGUUCAACCAGGGCAAAGACAAUUUAAACAACUCUCUUGAAGGUCUUUGUUACCAAAUCUUAUUUUGGUCUGGUGAAGCUCCUUCUGAGCUGCUGUCUAUGGCCAACAAGCGUCAGAGCAGAAAGCUGGUGGAGGACGAACGGGUCCUGGAGACGGUGUCAGGCGAGCUGAGGGAGAUGGAGAAAACUCUGAGUCUGAUCCUCAGCAGCCGGAGAGACGAGUUCAAAUCCUUCUACUGGAGCAGAAUGGCCAAAAGAGUCAACAAAGUCUUCUUCAUUUUCUACGUCAUAUCGAUCACUGUGUUUUUAUUUUGGAUCUUUUUAAUGUGGAAAUCCGAGUGAUUAUCGCAAACUGCAGCCUCAGAGCAUAUAAGCAUAUAAUAUAAUUCAAUUUCCUUAAAAAUAUGGUAGGCAAUUGUUUCCAGAGCUGCUUUCAGACUGAACUGCAUUUUCCACAAUGGUAUCUGAUGCUCUGCAGGCUCCGCCCCCUCGCCUUGAAGUUCCAGACAUUGUCCCACUGUUUCUUCAAAUGUGAAAGGCGAUCUGGAAAAUGUCUGCACCCAGUGCUCGUCACAUUUUCCAGAAAUCACGUCUGAAAACGGCUCAGGAAACAGCACAGCUUUAAACUCUGAGUCUUACAUCUCACCUCCGACUACACUACAGCUCUUCUAUCUGUAAUUCUAUACACACUGAGAAACAGCCAGAGAUCAGCCGCCUGAUGCAGAUUUUAUAAUGCAGAUCUGCAGAGGAAAUGUGCAUCAGCGGUUCGUCAUCACACUAUAACUAUAACCUAAUAACCUAUACUGUCAAAUUGUAAAGUCGUAUAUUUAUUUGACUGUGAAUAAAGAUGUACCACUUGG